AUGCACAUCCGCGAGAAGUUGGCUCAGAAGGAGGCGGCUGGGGAGCCGGGAAUUUCCUUCGAGUUUUUUCCUCCCAAGACCGCCCAGGGUGUACAGAAUCUUUAUGACCGAAUGGACCGUAUGCAUGGAUUGGGCCCCUCGUUCAUUGACAUCACUUGGGGGGCCGGGGGCCGUUUGUCGGACUUGACUUGCGAGAUGGUUGGAGUGGCCCAAUCGGUUUAUGGCCUGGAAACAUGUAUGCAUUUGACCUGCACAGACAUGCCCCAGGAAAAGAUCGAUCAUGCCCUUCAAACCGCUUACAAGGCCGGGUGUACCAACAUUCUGGCUUUACGAGGUGACCCACCGCGUGAAAAGGAAGCCUGGGAAGCCGCCGAUGGAGGCUUUCGCUAUGCAAAGGAUCUGGUCAAAUACAUUCGUGAGAAAUAUGGAAAUCACUUCGACAUCGGAGUGGGUGGAUACCCGGAGGGCGCCGAUGAUAAUCCCGACGUGGAUCUCCUGAUCGACCACUUGAAAGAGAAGGUGGAUGCCGGUAGCACUUUUAUCAUCACCCAGAUGUUUUAUGAUGUGGAAAACUUCAAGUCAUGGGUAAACAAAUGCCGGGCCAAGGGUAUCAACGUGCCGAUUAUUCCAGGCAUCAUGCCAAUCCAAACAUAUGCGUCAUUUAUCCGCCGAUCUGACUGGACCAAGGCUCGAGUGCCGCCCGAGUGGAUGGAGGCUCUGGAGCCCGUGAAGAAUGACGAUGCUGCUGUCCGGGAUAUUGGCAAGCGCCUGAUCGCUGAAAUGUGCAGGCAAAUUCUGGCCUUUGGCAUCAACCACCUCCACUUCUACACCAUGAACUUGGCUCAAGCAACCAAGCUAGUCUUAGAAGAGUUGGGUCUCGUUCCCUCAGAGGAGUCUCCUAUUCAACGAUCACUUCCAUGGCGACCAUCCCUGGCCCUUGGCCGACGAACCGAGGAUGUCCGACCAGUCUUCUGGCGUAACCGCAACUCGUCAUAUGUUGCCCGUACACAGACAUGGGAUGAAUAUCCCAACGGUCGCUGGACUGAUUCCCGAUCCCCUGCGUUUGGUGAGCUCGACGCUUACGGUGUCGGUCUGAAGGGCUCAAACGAACAGAACAUCAAGCUGUGGGGUGAGCCUAAGUCUCUGAACGACAUCUCCGAGAUCUUUGUCAAAUUCCUUGAUGGAAAACUAGAGCGUCUACCCUGGAGUGACAGUCCCAUCUCCAUCGAGGCCAAUGACAUCAAGGAGUCUUUGCUUGAUCUGAACCGCAGGGGUUUCCUGACCAUUAAUUCACAGCCUGCUGUCAACGGUGUCAAGUCCUCCCACUCUGUUUACGGCUGGGGCCCCAAGAAUGGAUUCGUCUACCAGAAGGCCUACCUAGAGCUCUUGGUUCCCUCCUACUUGAUGGAUGAGCUCAUCGCUCGCAUUGAGAGCAACGAUGAUUUAACUUUCCACGCUGUUUCCAAAGACGGCGAAUUGAAGACCAACACGCGCGACAGCCCGAACGCCUUGACCUGGGGUAUUUUCGCCGGACGAGAAAUCAUCCAACCUACGAUCACGGAAACAGUCAGUUUCCUGGCGUGGAAGGAUGAGGCUUACCGACUGGGUGAAGACUGGGGCAAGUGUCACGAUGCUGCCAGUCCUAGUCGGAAGUUGAUCCAGCAGGUCAUGGAUGACCGUUAUCUCGUUAACAUUGUUGACAACGAUUUCCACCGUUCUAACGCUGUCUUUGACUUGUUCAAGGACCUUGUGGUCAAGGAUCUUGACGUCGAAGUGUCCGGAAAGCAACCAGAGGCCAAUGGUGCCACUGAGCUGAAUGGCAACGCGACCAAGAACUAA
Penicillium malachiteum is the source of this 1839-nucleotide messenger RNA. RefSeq names its product methylenetetrahydrofolate reductase (NAD(P)H) MET13. The transcript has 2 exons. Lineage: Eukaryota; Fungi; Ascomycota; Eurotiomycetes; Eurotiales; Aspergillaceae. Gene Ontology annotation, biological process: tetrahydrofolate interconversion. Gene Ontology annotation, cellular component: cytosol. The record is from RefSeq and is a predicted model, not a curated record. Gene Ontology annotation, molecular function: FAD binding; methylenetetrahydrofolate reductase [NAD(P)H] activity. The coding region runs from base 1 to 1839 and encodes 612 amino acids.